This is a messenger RNA of Magallana angulata, 1823 nucleotides long. Its product is annotated as transmembrane protein 164-like. The transcript has 5 exons. The record is from RefSeq and is a predicted model, not a curated record. The coding region runs from base 1 to 936 and encodes 311 amino acids. Lineage: Eukaryota; Metazoa; Mollusca; Bivalvia; Ostreida; Ostreidae.
AUGAAGGAGUCGGAAAAUGUAACAGGAUUAUUUUCCUGGGCCUACAGUGGCGUUAACUUUGACCUAGCAGGAAAUGGAGGCAUAGAGUGUAGGGAUUUCAUCAGUGUGAAGCAGCGAGUCAUUGAGACAGUCAUUAGCUGUGCAGCAGCAGGUCUUAUCUUAUACAGAGCGAUCACACACCUGACUCUGCCAAAAAACUCGGUCCUCCUACCAGAUCCCGUCGGAAAACGAAUCCUCUUAGUAGUUCAUUGUCUGAUAUUUGGCACCGAGCUGGGCUUCAAGUUCGCUACUAAGCAAAUGAUUUAUAUACUUAAUCCAUGCCAUGUAGCAACCAUGAUGCAGAUAUUCUGUCUGGCGGCACCGUCAGGGAGACUGACUACCACAGUUUUCCGGCUUCAUCUACACAUGUUAACAUGGGCUCCUAUAGCCAUCUUGUUCCCUGUAAUAAAUACUCGAUUGUUGCCGUUUGAGACAGAAGUGUAUUAUAUCCAACAUUUGCUGAUGCUAGUAAUUCCAUUCUACUUACUCAAAAUUGGAGGUUCCUACACUGCUGAACCUGUUCACGACUUCAGCUGGGCUCUAGUGUCCAUGGGAGUCCUGUACAUUAUAUACUUCGUACCAGUACAGUAUCUAGCAUAUAUCUCAUUAGUUAAUCUAAACAACAUGCUAUGUCCAGCGGUGUCAGACCCGUUCUACGGGCCGUACUACAGAAUCUGUGCAAUGACUCACCAGGCACUACUUAUACCAACGGGGGGCAAGUUUUACACAUGGCUGUCACAACAAUUCCUCACCCCCUCCGCACGGGACGAAGAGGUGUCUGUGUUUAGUAUAGACUGGAAUGCCGAGACCCCCGCACCGGACAAUCUCAGAGGGAAGAAUGGAGUGAUUAGUCAUGGGGAUCGCCAAUCCAACAACGGACACCUCAAGUCCUCCUGAGGAAACCUAGCUUUAACUGACCACUUGUUAUCGUUGACUUUAUACACACGUUUUUAAUAGCAUUUUGUGAUUAGCAUUGUGUAUGGGGGACGAGGCAAAAUUUACAGAAUUUUUAAUCCUUUAUUUGAUGGAUAUAAUAAUUGCACUGUUUUCAGAUUUGUUGAUGUUAAAACAUCAGUUGCUGCUGUGAAUUCCAUAGUGGACCUGUAGAGGACUUUCACAAUUUUUAAAAAAGUUAUCUUCCUUUGCUAAGAUAACGAGCAUUAAUUUUCUUAAUCUACAUUGUUUAUCUAUGUAACUUUCAAACCUUCCAAUGCUGUCUGAUUGGGAUAUUAUUAGACAGUAUAUGAAGCACAGUGGACAGAGUUUAUUUGAUGUGACAAUGCCCUAUAAAUUGGUAGGUUAGAGAACGUAUAUUAGUUGACGCAUCAAAAGUAUAAAAAAAAUUUAUUUGUUGACGGGAAAGUUUUCUAUGGUAUAACUAACCUGAGAAAGUGGGAACCUCUAGCUUUUAAGGAUAUUGAAAAAUUUUAAAUAAUAUUUAUUAUUAUGUAAUUUUGGUAUGUUAGAUGUAAAUCAAAACCUCUUUUUAUUGGGGGUGGGGGGUUCGAGGCUAUGAACCCAAUUACCAGUAGUAUGCAAGUGCAAGUUUUCAUGUAAUUUAAUGACAAAAACAUCUACUAGCAUAUAUAAAAAUUAUUUAUCUGUUGGAAAUGACUGUUGGUUUUAUACGAGAUAUACUUGGAUACAUUUGAUUAUAGCUUUAAUUCUGCAGUUGAUAGUAACCUACAGUCAAGCUACAUAGUACUUGAUAAGAGGUAUACAGACUGUAUCAGUGCUUGAUAAAUUUUUUUUAUUGGUUUAUUUUUUCCUGGUGCACUAAUAUU